AUGGGCAAUGUGUGCAGUGUGGAUGCUUCUAACACUCCCCAGCCUCGCGCCUUACCCUCCAGCACCUGGGGCCAUCGCCAUAUCCUCCUGCACCGGGGGCUUCUCCUUACCCCCCGGCGCCAGGGGCUUCCCCCUACCCCCCUGCGCCAGGAGCAUCGCCCUACCCCGCCAGCACCAGGGGUCUCUCCAUACCCCCCUGCUCCUGGGGCCUCCCCGUAUCCUCCCGCGCCGGGGGCUUCUCCUUACCCACCUGCUCCAGGCGCUGGCGCUUACCCACCCACGGGUGCCUCGACCUACCCCCCAGCCUCGGGGGCACCAGGGUAUCCCCCUGCCACCGCAGCCCAGGGGUACCCACCCGCCUCUGGAGCUCCUAGCUACCCACCUGCUCCCAGCGGCGCUCCCUACGGACAGCCCCCAGCCCAGCCUGCAGCCCAGAGUUAUGGCGGCGGUAUGCCUCAGAAGCAGCAGCACUACGAGACAGGGGCGCCCUGUGGCGGCAGCCUGCUGGCUUACCGGGUGAGUACUGACGCCAUUCUGUGUUACUCUUCACCUUUGCCACACCCGCACCCAUCCCUUGACCCGGCCCACUUGGGGGAGAGGAGAUCAAUCAGGGGUUGUUUCUGUCCCUUGCAUCUUCCUCUGUCAGCCCCAUCACUUGCCAUCGCUCACUGCUUGUAG
Scylla paramamosain (green mud crab) is the source of this 678-nucleotide messenger RNA. Its product is annotated as annexin A7-like. The record is from RefSeq and is a predicted model, not a curated record. The transcript has 3 exons. NCBI's taxonomy places the organism in Eukaryota, Metazoa, Arthropoda, Malacostraca, Decapoda, Portunidae. The coding region runs from base 1 to 678 and encodes 225 amino acids.